Molecule: messenger RNA, 3085 nt
Organism: Salvelinus fontinalis (brook trout)
Lineage: Eukaryota; Metazoa; Chordata; Actinopteri; Salmoniformes; Salmonidae
Product: interferon gamma receptor 1-like
Exons: 7
Coding region: 424-1650 (408 amino acids)
Molecular function (GO): protein binding
Source: RefSeq, a predicted model, not a curated record
GUCAAGGUGUGAACUCCGCGUUUUUCCCCGCAUGUUUCCGGUACUCAACUCAGAUUGGACGGACAUAUAAUCCAUUUUAGGAUAUGUUUAGUUUAGUUAACUGACUAAUAAUUGCUAGGAUUUCCCAUAGGGUAAGCAUAUAUCCUACAGAAGUCUUUAGAAUGAAAUGACGAAACGGAGGUGUGUCUAUUCGAAGAAACUGUAAAGAAAUACGCCUCCGUGUCAUUUACUGCCAGAGAAACUGCGUCUUUUACGUCAACGACCGAUACUAUUCUGAUAACACAUUUUAGCUUUGCGGUUAUGUCUUAUAAUUUAGGUUAAAGGUAGAUUGCUGUUUUUUUUUAAUUUUGUUUUAUCUAAGAAUAAGUCUAUCUAAUUGUUAUUUCGGUUUCUUAAAUUUCGAGGAUUUGUAUUUGAAAAGGCAUGAUGUUGGCUUUUUGUGGUUCACUGACAUUCCUGAUGGUUUUGGUCACAGCGGUUUCCACACUGGUUCCGCCUCCAGAGAAUGUGACGGUGAGCUGCAACAACUUACAGACAACUGUUUAUUGGAACUACAGUGAACUGCUUCGUCAACCUCUCUUCAGAUUGAAAAUAACUGGUGAUCGCAGUUCGUGGGAGAAUUCCACUAAACAUCAUCAUUUUGACCUCUCCCCCUUGAUGUGGAAUGCUAAAGAACUGGAUCGUUACUUUGUGAAUAUAACGGCCAUUGAUGAAACGGAGGAAUCGGCAUCUCAGAAGUCCUCGAUAUUCACAUUUAAUAGAUACCUUACAGCUGACGUCCACUGCAAGUUGGAUUUCCCUGCUGUAAAUGUGUCAAUGAAGGAUAUGAAGGUCACAGUGAGCUUCGACAACCCUUACCACCUGUACACAGAACUGAAAGAGUCUAGCAUACGUGACGAUGACAAACUCUUCCUUUACCAUGUAACCUAUGAAAAUACUAAUCACACAUUUGAGUGCCAGAUAGAAGACAAAGCCUGUCGUCAUCCCUUCACAGUCCUGGAGAACAAGGAGAAGUACUGUGUUAGUCUGGAGGGGAAUGCAAUGGGCAACAGAGUUAUGUUCAACAGAAAAGGGCCCAUCUGUGGCUAUGAAGACAAAACAAUUUCACUGGAAUCAUUUUUGCUCAUGCUUUUGCCAUUGAUCAUCAUUGGCAUUGUGGCCUUUGUAGUCUUUGUGACGAUAAGGCUCUGCCAGAGAAGCAUGCGGAAAAGAAACUUGUCCAAUUUUCCAAAGACUUUGGCUUCAAUCUUAUCAAACCCACAUGACAAGAAUAUAAUGGACCUGCAAUUCGAGAUCAUAGCGCACAUCAGUGGCAUAGAACCAGUUACCCCCACAUCCCAGAGCCUGUUGGAAACUUCAGAAGAGGAGGAACCGACCACUAGCGUUGGAUUUUCGGCUAGCCCUUUUAGUUCUGGGCAGGUGGGGGAGGGCUUAUCGGACAGCAGAAGCCAAUUACGGACUGAGCUUCCGGUGACAUCGCCAGUCCUUCCGGUAACACAGACAACUGUGCUGCUGUGUGGAGAUGACUUAAUGACAUUGGAGGACAUGCAUUCCACAGCUUCUGGCUAUGACAGUCAACACAUCCCUCCACCAGAGGUGGAGGUGGAGAUGAGUGCAGGAGAUGUAGUGGUGGGCUAUGGCCCCACCUGAGCACCUCUGAACUCAGGCCUCUGUAAAAAAAAAAAAAAAAAAAGAAUUCACUGGAUGCAUUAAGAACAAUGACAUUUGACUUCACAGAACUGGUUUACCUAGGUACACUGAUACACUGUCAUGCCUAACUGAUUUUCAAUCAUGUCCUCAUUGGUGUAGCUCUUCAUUCAAAGACUCAAUCAUGGACACGCUUACUGAGGUGUUGCUGCUUCGCGUGAUGUAUUGUCUCUACCUUCUUGCCCUUUGUGCGAUUGUCUGUGCCCAAUAAUGUCUGUGUAAUAAUGUUUUGCUGCUGCCAUGUGUUGCUACCAUGUUGUCAUGUUGUGUUGCUACCAUGCUGUGUUUUCAUGUGUUGCUGCCAUGCUAUGUUGUCGUCUUAGGUCUCUCUUUAUGUAGUGUUGCGGUGUCUCUCUUGUCGUGAUGUGAGUUCUGUCCUAUAUUUUUAUUUUAUUUGUUAUUUUUAAUCCCAGCCCCCGUCCCUGCAGGAGGCCUUUUGCCUUUUGGUAGGUCGUCAUUGUAAAUAAGGAUUUGUUCUUAACUGACUUGCCUAGUUAAAGGUUACAUUUUUUUAAAUUAAGUAGCGAAAUGUUUGAAUUUUUGUACAUUUUAUUUAAAACUUUUUAACAAGGCAAACCCUAACCCGGACGACGCUGGGCCAAUUGUGCGCCACCCAAGGGGACUCCCAAUUACAUCCGGUUGUGAUACAGCCUAGAAUCGAACCAGGGUCUGUAGUGACACCUCUAGCACUGAGAUGCAGUGCCUUAGACCGCUGUGCCCCUCAGGAUGACUCAGAGAACAGUCAGUGACAAAGUGCUCAAAGCCUCCAAGAUGGCAGGCAGUUAUACACCUGUACCACUCUUUCCACCUGAGCCACUUAAGGACAAUAGGGAUCGCUGGCAACAAUGGCCAACCUGUCAUACUGGAUUUACGACCAGCUUUAUUUACGUCAACCACUCAUCCAUGAAAAUAUGACCUUGUGGAUCAACGGCACUAAAGAUUUAGCACAGUAGGAUACAAUACACCAAAUACUAAGUAUCCAAGCUAACCGACUAGGCUGUGAGAUGCAAGGCAAAUAUCACCCACGACAUUGGCCAUCCACUGAAGUUGCAUAAUUUAUUUCAAUGUUUACCAAAGCUUCAGGCCAACUGCCAUUAACCUGGUUAGAUAAUGAUUGACACUUUGUAUAAUGUUAUUUUCUGUAUUAUUGUAUUUUCUGUUGUAUUUCUUUUUUUAUGGUCCCUGGGAGAUUUCUGUAAAUCUAUCGCCAGUCCAAAUGUGUGCUGAACUAAUCUUCAGUAAACUUUACUCAGGAUGUAAAAAUAUUUUUGGUGGUUGGGCAUUGAAAUAUAAUUGAAUAACCAAAUGAAUGUCUCACACACACACACACACACACACAAAUGUAAAAUAAAACAGACGUAAGUAUUUACUAAAGAUA